This is a messenger RNA of Aethina tumida (small hive beetle), 1002 nucleotides long. Its product is annotated as cysteine-rich secretory protein 2-like. Bases 154 to 972 code for a protein of 272 amino acids. Gene Ontology annotation, cellular component: extracellular region. NCBI's taxonomy places the organism in Eukaryota, Metazoa, Arthropoda, Insecta, Coleoptera, Nitidulidae. The transcript has 6 exons. The record is from RefSeq and is a predicted model, not a curated record.
AAUACGAAGGCGUCGUGCGAAUUUGUCAACGCGACGGGAUUAUCUGUAAUCGCGGAGAAGCGCUCAGAAACAAACCGUCCAGCUUCCUGAUAAGUUCGUGGAACGGUGACCGUGUCAAUUUCUUUAGUUUGCCUGUGUGAUAAGUGGAGAGACAUGAUCCUCAAUGGGUACGUCGUUGCCAUUAUUAUAUCUAUUGUCGUUCAAGUCACCGAUGAGUUUGGAAACUUCAAUCCUCAAAGACGACCCAAAGUAAUGGGUGAUAUCAUACCAAUGAGAGCGUUAAGCACUCACAGAAGAAAGAUCCAGGACAAAAUAGUGUUGUACCACAACUACUUCAGGACUCAAGUGAAGCCUCCGGCUGCGAACAUGUUGAGGAUGAAGUGGCACAAAGGUGCGGCUAGGGCGGCUCAGAGGUGGUCGGAAGAGUGCAUGUUGCUGACCCACGACAACACAACGGGACGGUUCAUCAGAGAGUACGGGUCGUGCGGUCAAAAUAUUUUUAUCGCCUCCCAUAAAGUUCCUUGGUUGUUUGCUAUUAAAACCUGGUGGUUGGAAAAAGACCUCUUCACCUUCGGCAAAAGGAACAACCUAACGUUAGUUGGACAUUACACCCAGAUGGUUUGGGCUGCCACUCACGAAGUUGGUUGUGGCAUCUCCAAGUGUAACAGAUACGGUAACGUAACGGGGGCUGUAUACUACAACUACGUUUGCAACUAUUGUCCAAUUGGGAACAGACCGAGAAGAAUCGGAAGGCCGUACCGCAAAGGUGAGCCGUGCAAAUCGUGCAGGAAACACUGCCAUCAUGGAAAAUUGUGUACCAAUUCUUGUCCUUUUGGAGACAUGUGGUUGAACUGCAAGGAGAUGUAUAAGUACAACAAAGGGUGGCUUUGUUAUACUCCCACUCCACAGGGGAAGGAAAGAGCUAAGGAAUGUGGAGCCACCUGCUUUUGCAGGGGCAGAAUACGUGACUGAUUUUAUAAUCAAUUAAUUAACUUUGUUAGU